Nerophis ophidion (straightnose pipefish) is the source of this 4309-nucleotide messenger RNA. RefSeq names its product opioid binding protein/cell adhesion molecule-like (gene opcml). The coding region runs from base 476 to 1507 and encodes 343 amino acids. The record is from RefSeq and is a predicted model, not a curated record. Gene Ontology annotation, cellular component: neuron projection. The transcript is spliced from 7 exons. NCBI's taxonomy places the organism in Eukaryota, Metazoa, Chordata, Actinopteri, Syngnathiformes, Syngnathidae.
GGAGACAUGAAGGUUGUAGUGAUGGCUAACACAACAACGUAAUUAAAAUAAGACACCGAGAGUGUUGGCAGCUCACACGGUGUCACGCGUUCGGAGGACAGUGAAGCACGGGAGGACUUUAGCAUCUUCGUGGAAGCAUCCAUUUCACAUCAGUUGGUGGAGGCGGUGCGCAUUCUCUCCGUGAAGCGAACGUCGCCUUUUUUUUAUUUAUUUUUUUAUUUCCCUCCCUUCUCCUUCCGACCUCACAAGUCAGUUUCCUCGAGCAGUUGGCGCCUCUCUCCUUCCGCGGACAUACAAGGUGUUUCAUAACCAGCAGCCUGUUUACUUGGCGACAUCGUCGAUAUUUCUCCCCCCACGCGGAAUUUGGAGUGGACGCCAAAACAAAACAAACAAACAAAAAAAGGAAUAAACGGGACGUUUCAAGUUUUCCUGGAAGUUGCGCCGAGACAGAAACAAACAAAACAAAAAAAAAAACAUGGGAAUUUGUGGCUAUUGGACUGUGUCGGGGAAAUGCCUGGUGGUCCUCGGACUGAAAUUAUUAUUCCUUGUACCCGCAGGAGUUCCGGCCAAAGGCGGGGAUUCGAUAUUAAAGGACAACAUCACAGUGAGACAAGGAGACAGCGCUGUCUUAAAAUGCAGUGUGGACAGUAAAGUGUCGAGAGUGGCAUGGCUCAAUCGCACCACCAUUCUCUUCACAGGAAAUGAAAAAUGGUCACCGGAUCCUCGUGUAAUACUGAUGGAAAAUACCGCAGUCACAGAAUACAGCAUCAAGAUCCAAGAUGUUGAUGUGCACGAUGAGGGACCCUACGUGUGCGCUAUCAUUACGAAUAAGAAACCAAAAUCCAUAAAAGUUCAUCUCGUCGUUCAAGUCCCUGCCAAGAUCACAAAUAUAUCCAAGGACAUCGCCGUAAAUGAGGGCAGCGAUGUCAAUCUCAUGUGCUUUGCUGUGGGUCGUCCAGAGGCGAACAUUAUGUGGCGGCAUCAUUCUCCAAGAGGCACGCAUAAAUUUGUAACAGAAGGAGAACACCUGGAGUUGAAAGUCAUUACCAAAGAGCAGUCUGGAUCAUAUGAGUGCAUUGCCUCGAAUGACAUAUCAUCCCCUGACGUCAGGACAGUGCAGGUCACCGUCAACUAUCCUCCCCUAAUUUCUAAGGCAAGAAGUACGGGUACUGCUGUUGGAAAAAAAGGAAUCCUUCAAUGUGAAGCCUCUGCUGUUCCACAUGCAAAUUUUGAAUGGUACAAAGAAGACCGCAGGCUUUUCAAUGGACUUAAAGGGAUUAAGAUAGAGAGUCAAGGCAAACAGUCGAUGCUCAUCUUCUUCAACGUAUCUGAAGAAGAUUAUGGGAACUACACGUGUGUUGCCAUGAACACCAUGGGAAUCACUAACGCCAGCAUAAUUCUUUAUGGUCCCGGUGCAAUGCAUGAUGUCAACGGUGCAGCCGUUUUGCCUCAAUCCCGCUUUUGCCCCCCGCUGAUGGUGACCUUGCUCUACCUGCUCAAGUUCUGAUAUUGAAAUGUGACGAACCUCCAAGCUUCUCUCCGCAUCAAAAAAGAACAGACUGUUUGCUCUGUAAAAAAAAAAAAAAAAAAAGAUGAGUGAAAACUAGGAGUGGUUCACCUUUUGGUUUUGAGGUCUUUUUUUCAAUUUGUUCUUUUGUAUUGGAGUCUGCUCUCUCACGGAUGUGAGGCAUCAAUCCCAUAAAGGAAAUCAUGAACUAAUUGUAUUGCUGAUAGAAGUACUGAGUGUGUGUCUCUCCCAAUUUUUUGUAAGUGAAAAAAAAAAAAAAGUUAAUAGUUGACUGUUUAUUGCCCAAUAUUGGAGUGCACAUUCUGAUUAUUAUUGUGUAAUGUCCAUGUGUACAAUGCAACUUAACUUUUUUUAAGUAAAUGAUAAAAGGGAAAUGUGAUUGUUGAAUUUGACUGUAUUUUUACAGUUGUAUGCAAAACAGAGUAAGACAUUCUUCAUGAUAAGCAGUUCUGAACAAUGAAUUCUCAGGCAAGUCCUACAACAUAAUGCAUUGAUAUUGUAGUUUACAUAAGAGCUUAGGAAAUGUACCAGUCCAUACAGAAAAAUAAACGUUUGAGUUAGAUGUUUUGUUCAUGAUGUAAUCAUAAAGCGCCGUAAUUGUUUUCUCUCUGCAGGCGUGUGAAUUUAAGAUGUGUGUGCAUAUACACCACGUUUAUUUUGGGGUUGUUGUUUUGCAACGUGUGUGAUAAGUAACUUGCAGUACGCAAACCGAACGUGCAGAUUUUCUUUUUUUUUUUUCAUAUGGAAAAGAAGGGUAAUAAAAAUAUGGAUUGUUGUGUAUCAUAUACUUUAAAUGUUACAGACAUCAGAUUUAAAACACAUUGUGAGAACGCAAAUAAUCAGACUAAAAAGUCCUCAAUCUAUAGUAGGGGAAAGAUAUUGAAAAAAUAAACAGUAGAGGUCGUAGUACAUAAAUAUGAAUGAGGGAUGUAACAAUAUAAAGACUUUGUAUGAGGGUUGAAAGAGAUGUGAAUCCUAAAACAACUCAUGAUUCGAUUCCAAUUAUUGGGUGAAAAAACGAUUCAGAACCAGAAUUCUCGCAAUAUACAUCAUUUGGUAUAACUUAUUUAUUUAUUUAUUUUUUUCAAAAUUAUGAAUAGAUUUAGAAUUGGGAUUCGGAUGGGAAAAAAAAAUGUCAAUACCCCAAAUGGUUAUUGUGACCAAAAUGAUCACGUUACCAUAUUUAUCUUAAUAUUGUUGCAUGUGUUUAAAAAGUACUUACCGGUAAUUAAAUACAAAAAUAAAGAAUUCAAAUUAACAACAGACACACAAUAUACGUUCCUUGACAUACCUUAAGCGCCAUAGCAGUGCUCAAACAUGUUUAUCUUCCGUUUUAAUUUUUAAAGGUUUUAGUGUGUUUCUUUGCAACAGGGAAAUACACGUUAGCAUUCAAGCUAGCUAGCGUCUAGCGUGCUUCUUGCUUCCGCAGGAAAUGAGCAGAAUCACCACAAGUUUGUCAAAGUGCGGUAGUCAAUCAUGGUUUUACAAUGAUUAAAAACUGAAUAUUAAUGCUAAUAAUCUGUAAUUUUACCGCAGUUUAUCAUUAUUCUCUUUAUUUAUUAAUUGAUCCAUGCAGCAAAUUUUAAACAGCCACUACUGCCCCGAAGUGCGGUACGAAUUAAAAACAGAAGAGGUACAAAAAAAUAAGAACAAUCCUGUUAAGUACAGAACAUGCUAUUUAUACAAAUACAGUUAAAUGAACCAGACAAUAAAAUGGUAAAAACCAAAUAAGCAGUAGAAGAAACUAUAAAAGUAGUAAAAAGGAAUGAAUAAAAAUUGAAAAAUGUCCAGCUCAGCGAGUGUUAAACGCCAACGCAAAUAAGUGUGUUUAUUACUGGUAGUGGUUACGUCCCUAAUAUAGGUUUAUGAAACAUAAUUAACACAAAUGAGGAUUGAGUUAUACACAAAUAUGCUCCUACAUAUUGUAAACAUAAUAAUCCAAUAAUCGUGAGUAAAUGUUGCGUCUACUUAGUGCACAGGCUUUUCCAGUUUUAUGAAUGCACUUUAUGUCCACGUUCAUCCCAAUCUGACCGUGAUAAAUGGACAUUUCGUUUUGUUUGAGCACAUUUGAAUGCUGCAUUUUUAUCCAUCGGGACAAAAAAAAUGAUUUUGCCGCACAAGUGAUUCAUAAUGUAAGUGUUAUAAUAUUGCUCCGUCGGCCCAUGUGCUUACCUUCAAGUUAACGUGUUAUGGUAAGUGCGACGAGCCUGGUGCACAUGGGAACGCUAUUCUUGUCAGUCUGUUUUAUGCGCGUCGCGUUGGAGGUGUCAGCUGUAGACAACAAGACAUGGGGAACAGGAAAAGUAGAAAAAUAACAACGGUGAGAAAUGGAUGUGGCCCUUUUAUCGCAGAUUAUUUCAUGAAAUCAUUUGUUUUAUUGUUCUUAUCAAAUGAGAACUGCUACUGGCAUUAACUUAAGUGUUUUUUAUACUUAAGGUAACAUUAAGAAUGAGCUAAUGUAUUUUAAUUUGUUUGCAGAAUUUUAGGUUUACGUACUCAAACUAAACUGUGUUGUCAUUCUUAAUGCAUAACUGUUUUUAAAAAUGUACUUUAUUUUCAAGGAUGAUUUAUGGCUUGGUUGAUGAAAACCUGUAUGUUUAUUGACAUUGCUGGAGACUACAAUAAUCACUAUCGUGGUAUAUUGUCAUUGUAUUAUUUUAUUGAAAGUUGUCCAUAAACUUGUUACGUGUAAAUUCAAGUUGCCUCCCAUUUGUUUUAACAACUGGCUUUCUGUUCUUGUCAGUAUUUGUGUUUUCACAUUAAAUCAUUGGCUGACGUGAA